Cheilinus undulatus (humphead wrasse) is the source of this 574-nucleotide messenger RNA. It is a transcript of the gene bola3, whose product is annotated as bolA family member 3. The record is from RefSeq and is a predicted model, not a curated record. Bases 68 to 412 code for a protein of 114 amino acids. Lineage: Eukaryota; Metazoa; Chordata; Actinopteri; Labriformes; Labridae. The transcript is spliced from 4 exons.
GUGAGACGAGUUAUUUAGGGGCAUGACUUCUUAACGGACCAGUGUGGAAGUUAUUAAAGUUUCCACGAUGUUCGCCUGCAAACGGAGCCUGACCAACACUUUGAUAUCCUCUUUCCGGGUUUUCCGCACCAACCAAGUUGUUCUCACCGGCAGUGUUCAGAGGUGUCUCUCCUCACAAACAGACGGAGAGGUACGCAUCGCUGCCAUACUGAAGGAGAAGUUCCCGUUAGCCUCUUCGCUGAAAGUUGUGGAUAUUUCAGGUGGUUGUGGAGCCAUGUAUGAGAUCCAUAUAGAGUCCAGUGAGUUCAAAGGGAAAAGGACAGUUCAACAACACCAAUUAGUGAAUCAGGCACUCAAGGAUGAGAUUCAAGGAAUGCAUGGACUACGAAUAUUCACUGGUGUUCCAAAUUAGUUUAAGAAAGUCUCUUUGCCAGGAACUUUUUUCCUUUCUCUCUUUUAUCUAUUAUGAAUGUACAGUUUGAAAGAGCAUAUUGUGUAGUUAAUGUAUUCAGUUACUGUUAGCUGUGCAAAAUGAGUAAGAAACAUAAUUAUACUUUAUCUUUUUUAAACAACA